Messenger RNA from Fulvia fulva, 5454 nucleotides. Its product is annotated as Guanine nucleotide exchange factor LTE1. Lineage: Eukaryota; Fungi; Ascomycota; Dothideomycetes; Mycosphaerellales; Mycosphaerellaceae. The record is from RefSeq and is a predicted model, not a curated record. Gene Ontology annotation, cellular component: plasma membrane. The transcript has a single exon. Gene Ontology annotation, molecular function: guanyl-nucleotide exchange factor activity. The coding region runs from base 1 to 5454 and encodes 1817 amino acids. Gene Ontology annotation, biological process: positive regulation of GTPase activity; Ras protein signal transduction.
AUGCGCUUCCAAUGGCUCCACGUCGACGUGGAGCGACGCGGCACUUCUCGCAGACGUCUCGAGAAGAAGCAGCAGCAGCAUAAGGACGAUGCGAAGAACGUCAAGCCGCCUGCCAAGAUGCAACGACAGAAGACGAGCGAUGCGGUGCCUCAGGGCGUGACGUGGUCCGAGAACAUCAUACAGCGAGCUUUUGGCCUGAACGGUGCGAGUGGUGGUGAUGUUGGUGAUACGGACGACACAAGAGGGCACAAGCGUGCCGAGACAGCGCCAACGGUGGUGGGCAAGCACAGCGAGGACAGCAGCGAGCAACACACCCAUGGCCAUUCGCGAAACUUCACAGUGGGCAACGUCGGUGCAGGAGGGAAGCUAUACCUCAAGCCGACUCGUGUCCUACCCAAUUUCACCUAUGCACCCGCAACACCUCCUGCAACGGCCGAUGGCUCAGUGUCUAUGUAUUCCCAGGGCCCUUUGUUGCGGGAAAGCAAUGCCUCUGGUACCUGGACGCCGAGGGUAGCACGCGGACGCAGCGCAGCCAUGGGCCAACUGAUUGGAGCUCCUCCUCUUAGUCUCGCGAACAACACCAAUCGACCGUUUGCAACACGGUCACACUCUUGUUCGACCGCCGACGAUCACCUACGGACUACACUGUACGAUGCCAAUGAGUUCAACCUGCCUCAGGACGACGAUGAGAUCCCCUCGAGGCGACGCAGAAGUGGCUCUGCGGCUGAGCUGCCGCGACAUGAACUCGAUGUGCACAUUCCACACUACCGGUUGGGCACGCCGCACUUCAGCGAGCGCGGAACGGCAUACUUGCACUACUCCAUCGCGACCAACUCGACUGUACCCAGCUCGGUACUCUCAAGAGCUGAGUACGACAAGCUGUUCCCGAUCCCACCUGGGCGAGGAGUCAGUUUCUACUCGCAUCUGUCCCAAGCUGAGAUGCCGCCUUUCUUGCGUGCGUCGGGACACUACAGCCCGAAUGGCACUCCCUUCUCAAGGACGCCAGUUCAAUCGGCCACGCCGUCGAUGGCAGCAGCCAUAGCGCCAGAGCUCUUCCAUAAGCUGGAGGCGAACCUUCACGAUCCGAGUGUGGUCCAUUAUCACCCAACCAGUGGACGUAUAGUGGCAGCAACUCCAGCACGGCUCAUUGCCCAGAUAACCUCGCCCCAAUUCUUGGACUACGAGCUUUUGGCCGACUUUUUCCUCACGUUCCGCUGCUUCAUGUCAAGUCAAGAUGUUCUCGAGUUUCUGUUCGCUCGAAUGCGCUGGGCAUUCUUAUACGGAACCGACGGAGGCCGUAUUGCCAGAGUUCGAACCUUCGUUGCUCUAAGACACUGGAUUCUCAACUACUUUCAGGACGAUUUCUUUCCAGAUGCACUAUUCCGACAAAACUUCUGUGAUCUGGUCAACCACCUGGCAAUCUGCCUGCGCCAGCGUCCAGACAAAGGUGGAGGAGACAUCAACAUCAUUGGCGAGCUCAAGAAAUGCUGGCGCCGUACUUGUGCUUUGUACUGGCCUAAUCACCCUGAUGCUCACGUCACAUCGCCGGACAAGGACAUUGUGGCUGGCGGUGUACCUGAUCCUUCAGUACCAGCAGCGCCCUCGGCCUUGAGCCUUCCACUAAGCUUUCGACGCACGACAGCACGAGCUUCGAUCUUUGAGAUCGAGCAGAUUCAAUUGCCCGAGGAGCCGAAAACGGUCAACUGGGGGAACCUUACCAAGGUAGAAACUAAUGAGCGAAGUGGUCGCUCUACGGUCACAACACGCACGGCAAGCUUGCCGGUGUCCGCAAUUAGUGAGCAGAGUCUAGAAGUGCUAUCGUGCUCUAUACCGUUCCUUUUCCGCAAUCUUCGUCCCUCCGCUCGCUCGAGGACAAAGCCGUCUGCUGCUCCUAGACAUGUCGAGAUCAAGGAAGAGAAGGCGGGGGAGCAAGAGACGAGCAAGAAGCCCAAAAGACCAACACACGGGCACAAGAGGAGCGGCAGCUUCUCGGAUGCGUUGCGGGACAAAAGAACGCCACUGUCAUCUCCAAGGACAGAUGCAAUUGAGCUGAAAGAUCUGCCGUCCUAUGCUAUAACGGGAGGGUUGGUGCGCGGUUUGGUGCUGACACCUGCUCCAGCCAAGGUGGAUAACAACAUUCCGGUGACACCCGGACCUCCGGGUCCUGACUUGACGGAGGCUAGGCUUCAGGGCCAUAACAAAGGAUACUUCGAGGCAGGCCAAAGUAUGGCUGUCAAGAAGUUCGUAGGCGAGGUCAAGCGUGCCUUAAGCAGUCGCAAGGCGGGCAGCGAGUCGCCUGCACGGAGUGAUGGCUCCGGCUCGGCUGGUGGCUCGCGAAGCACUGUACGCGGACGUGUGCGUGUCGCAACGAAGCCACAGCCGGAUUGGCAACAGUUGCCUGGUCCUGAUCGACUCGAUGUGCUGGGCUUGACGGUGGAGAACACCUUCCAGGACUCGCUAGACUUGGCCCACCAAGAAAGGGCGCAGCGUGAACGAGCUUUGACAGAAGACAAAUUGUCCGAGCGAUCCCACGAAGGCCUCAGAACGCCGCCAAGAGAGGCCGAAGACGAGGAGAACCUGGAUGACAAGGCAGCACAAGAGAGAUACUACGGUGGGAAGGCGCUUCCGCAGCCGCCUCGUGCUGAGACACCCCGACCGACUACUGCCCGCAAAAUGACCUCCGAUUCAGCCAAGAAGCGUUCGGAAUCUGUAGAAGUCAUGGACUUCGGCCGCUACAACAGUCAGUUGAACAGUCAAGUCACCACUCGCAGCCGAUCUAUUGUCAUCGUAGAUGCCACUGGUGCGCCUCAGAUACCAUUCAUGGCUGGCGGCCUGGGUGGCCACUCCUUCAGCUCAGCUUCGACGGACAUGAUGCCGAUACCAUUGUUUCGGGACAAGCACGAUCAACCGCCUGUACCGCCAGUGCCGAACCAUUUCACGAAAGACUAUGCUGGGGUUGGAGCAGCCGCAGCCGCAGCGUCAAACGCUUACGAAAGCCGAUGGGCAUCGAGCAUUGAUGAUGGACGAACCUCCGAUCAAAGGAUGCAUGACCUGCUAACGGCGCCCAACGCCUGGGACAUGGACUACGGCAGCAAGGCGAGCAGCCAGAAGUCUGGCGAUACAAAGCCACGGAAGUCGUCAUCUGUCUACAAUGCAGCGCGUUUCCAAAUGUCGCCUCUUCCUCAGCAGCUCCGCAGAGUACCCGGCGGCGAUCUGAAGCACGCCCAUCAUGUCAAGUCUCUCGAGAUGGCAUUCAGGCCACAAUCCGCGGGCACGAACUCGACGAAUUCCCGCUCAUAUAUGCGAUCAAGAUGGCUGUCCAUGACUUCAGACGGAGACAUAUUGCCGCCUGAACUAGCGCCAGAGGUCAGAAGGUCAGUGUCCUUGCUCGACACGCCCUCUUCGGCGCAGAUUCUGCGUGCGUCCUUUGAGGAAGAAGCGAAGCGGCUGAAGGGCAUACCCGAUGACAUCAAUACCGAAGGUGGCAUUGAGGAUGCUCUGUUGAAGCUUGAGGGUAAGAUACCAAGCCCAGCAACAAGUGCGAACAACUCGACUGCUUCUUUGGAAAAGCGACCAACGCCUACGGACGACCCUAUGAAACGGGACGACACUUCUGAAAAGCACGAGACACCGGUAGUUGUCGAGACUCCCGAGAGGUAUUCAACGCCAGUGGGUGCCAGCACGACCAGUGACAGCGUGGACGAAGAUGAACAUACGCCGACAAAGGCUCACGCGCUCAAACCAUCGCCUCUGCAAUCACACCCAUCUACUUCGCCUCUGCAGUCGCACCCGGUCGCAUCACCUUUGCAAUCACAUCCCUUUGUUUCACCUCUGCGAUCGAAUCCGGUGGCUUCUCCUCUGCAAUCACAUCCACUGAAGCCACCUCCAAGAUUGAAGGAAACGCCAAGUGGAGAUGUCAAGAUGACCUAUGUGCCGUACUUUGGACAAGAGUCUGCUUCUGGAAACACAAGUGGAGACAGUCCAACGGUCACCGAGACCCAAGGAGCCAGCAUAUACCACUUGUCAGAGUCGGGCAUACAAUCCAUGAGCUCUCAGACAGAGUAUCCACUGCCCAGUUUCCCUUCAGAGUGGCCAUCAGAUGCGUUGGCCUCAUCCACGUCAGUUCUGCCGCCCGAACCUCGGCUCAGCAGAUAUUCAUUACCAGACCCAUACGACCGGAUGGAUACACCGGAGUCAUUCCCGUACGAGCGGAAGCCAGAGAGCAUUGCGCAGAGUAUGUCUGAUGGCCGCUACCCAAGCUUCCGGCCAGGUCCUUGGAACACUACCGGAGACCACACCUCGUUCUUGUUGGACGACAACCAAACACUUAGUGAUAUCUCGACAGAGAUUGCCGCCAGUGAGUAUGGUGAUCCUGGUGUUCGUAGCUUUUACUAUGACGACGACGAGCCGAUGCCACCAAUACGGCCAUUCGCACCUCCCACGUCACCGUCGACCAAUGGUGGCACGGCAGCUUCGCCAGACAAGCGACACUUACUUCCUCGAUUACUCCCGCGCGACUCGGACACGCCUCUGAAAGAGACCAUUGGUGCACCCAUGUUAGUGCCUCAACCUGCAAAUCAGCCAUUCCCGCGAAGACCUCCAGGGCAGAGCGGGACUCUGAAGGCGCAUCGCAGAUCAGAAGCCGAGUCACCGACGUUCCCAGCACACAUGCCCUUCGUUCUGGCAUACGAAUCCGAAGUCAUCGCCGAGCAACUCACGAUCAUCGAGAAAGAUGCCCUUGACGAGGUUGAUUGGAAGGAUCUUGUCAGCCUGAAUUGGCAGCAGAGCGCACCUCAUGUGACCAAUUGGGUCGACUACGUGAGCAACGACCAGAGUCUCGAAGCGAAUGGCAUCGACAUUGUCAUUGCACGUUUCAAUCUGGUAGUCAAGUGGUGCAUCUCGGAGAUUGUGCUCACAGAUGUGCCCAGCGAGCGAGCGCGCACGAUCACGAAGUACAUUCACAUCGCAAGCCACUGUCACCGCCUACACAAUUUCGCGUCGCUAUACCAGAUCACGCUCGCGCUCCUUUCGCCAGAGCUUGCCCGGCUGUCAAGGACGUGGUCACUGGUCGCACUGCGAGAGAAGCAGAUGCUCGAGAAUCUUGAACAGCUCUGUCGACCAUUACGCAACUUCUACACACUUCGCGCAGAGAUGGAGACAGCGAUGCCGCACAAUGGCAUCAUACCCUUCAUUGGAUUAUAUACCCAUGACUUGAUGUUCAAUGCCUUGAAAUCGGCACGCAUUGAUGCUCCAGCCGGCGGUAAGGAGCCACUGGUUAAUUUUGAACGCUAUCAAACGGCAGCAACCAUUGUGAAGAACCUUCUCCGCCUCAUCGAGGCCAGCGCGAAGUAUGACUUCCGCCCGGAGCCCGAAGCUCUCAGUCGCUGCCUCUGGAUCGCAGCGUUGGAAGAUGAUGACAUUGCCAGGCGGAGCAAGUCGCUUGAGCAGAUAUGA